This is a messenger RNA of Lactuca saligna, 842 nucleotides long. The record is from the annotation of a GenBank genome assembly. NCBI's taxonomy places the organism in Eukaryota, Viridiplantae, Streptophyta, Magnoliopsida, Asterales, Asteraceae.
UGGAUAAAGAAUUUAAGGAAGAUGCGCUUGCAAUAAAGAAUUUCAUCAUGAACCAUAACAUGAGGUUCUCAGUUCUCAUUAAGUUUACUCCUCUUAGACUGCUUUCAGUUUCCGACACUCGCUUUUCCUCCAUCAUUGUGAUGCUCAAGAGAUUGAAACUUAUCAAAAGGGGUCUUCAAACAAUGGUCAUAAGUGAAGAAUGGUCUUCGUAUAGAUUAGCUGACAUUAAGAAAGCAAACUCUGUGAAAGAAUAUAUUUUGAAUGAUCGUUGGUGGGACAAAGUAGCAUAUAUUCUUAGUUUCACUGGACCUAUAUAUGAUAAGAUUAGAGUUUUUGACACUGAAACGCCAUGUUUACAAUUAGUGUAUGCGAUGUAUGAUUCUAUGAUUGAAAACGUAAAGAUUGAGAUCUACAAGAAAGAAAAACGUUCGACAUCUCAAAUAAGUUGUUUUUAUGAUAUUGUGAAUUGUAUUUUAGUAGAUCAAUGGGCCAAGAAUAACACUCCCCUACAUUGUUUAGCUCACUCUUUACAUCCAAGAUAUUGUAGUGAUGCCUGGUUACUUGAGGAUUCUACAAGAUGGUUCUCUACAUAGGGAUGGAGAAAUUUUACAAGAAAGGAUGAAAUGUUUUCAAAGUUUGUUUCCUAAUGAUGAUGAGUAUAGCAAAUUCUCGAUGAGUAUGCAAUGUUUUCAAUUAAGAUUAGUCCUUUUGAGGAUUUAACAAGCAUUUCAAAGAUGGCUACUAUGGAACCUAAGAAUUGGUGGGUUAACUUUAGUGCUCAAACUCCUUUUCCCCAGACUUGGGCUUUUAGAAUACUUGGACAACCUAGUUCUUCUUUUUGU